AGUACGAAGCAAAGUGAAGAAGUGAAUUCGGUGGAAACACCCAACAGAAACAUUUUCUUGUGGUAUUAAGAAAAGGAAGAUUCGAAGACAAAAUGCCAGCUAUUGGAAUUGAUCUCGGAACUACGUAUUCUUGUGUCGGUGUUUGGCAACAUGGAAACGUGGAUAUCAUCGCUAACGACCAGGGCAACAGAACGACACCGUCGUACGUUGCGUUUACGGAUACGGAGCGUUUAAUCGGCGAUGCUGCGAAGAACCAAGUGGCUUUAAACCCUAACAACACAGUUUUCGACGCCAAACGACUCAUCGGAAGGAAGUUUGACGAUCCUAAAAUUCAGCAGGACAUGCAGCACUGGCCUUUCAAGGUCAUCAACGACUGUGGCAAGCCAAAAAUACAAGUUGAAUUCAAAGGCGAAACGAAACGUUUCGCUCCAGAAGAAAUUAGUAGCAUGGUGCUAACAAAGAUGAAGGAGACAGCCGAAGCUUAUCUGGGAACUCAAGUACGAGACGCCGUUGUCACCGUUCCGGCUUACUUCAACGAUUCCCAACGUCAAGCCACGAAAGAUGCUGGAGCAAUAGCAGGCUUAAAUGUCCUACGCAUCAUAAACGAGCCCACUGCAGCAGCAUUGGCCUACGGACUGGAUAAAAACCUCAAGGGGGAACGAAAUGUACUGAUCUUCGAUUUAGGAGGAGGUACUUUUGACGUAUCAAUUCUGACAAUCGACGAGGGCUCCCUAUUCGAAGUCAAAUCUACCGCUGGGGAUACGCAUUUGGGAGGGGAGGACUUUGACAAUCGACUAGUCAACCAUUUGGCUGAUGAAUUCAAGCGCAAAUACAAGAAGGACAUCAAAGGCAACUCAAGGGCGCUACGGCGGUUGAGGACUGCCGCCGAAAGAGCCAAGCGCACUCUAUCUUCGAGCACCGAAGCUACUAUUGAAAUUGAUGCACUACACGAAGGCAUCGACUACUAUACCAGAGUAUCACGGGCUAGAUUCGAGGAGUUAAACUCUGAUUUAUUCCGUGGAACUCUAGAGCCAGUCGAGAAAGCAUUAAAGGAUGCCAAAUUGGAUAAAUCCUCGAUCCACGAUGUAGUCCUUGUAGGUGGAUCGACACGUAUACCGAAAAUCCAGAGUAUGCUGCAAAACUUCUUUUGCGGAAAGAAAUUAAACCUUUCCAUAAACCCCGAUGAGGCUGUGGCGUAUGGCGCUGCGGUGCAAGCUGCUAUACUAAGCGGAGAACAGCACAGCAAGAUUCAAGACGUUCUACUAGUAGACGUGACUCCCUUAUCACUUGGCAUAGAAACUGCUGGAGGUAUUAUGACGAAAAUCAUCGAGCGUAACGCAAAAAUCCCAUGCAAGCAAAGUCAAACCUUCACAACCUAUUCAGACAAUCAGCCAGCCGUAACCAUCCAAGUUUACGAAGGAGAACGUGCGUUGACCAAAGACAAUAACUCACUGGGGAAGUUCGACUUAACUGGUAUCCCACCAGCUCCACGAGGAAUACCGAAAAUCGACGUGACAUUUGACCUGGAUGCCAACGGAAUACUCAAUGUUUCCGCUAAAGAGAACAGCACUGGACGCAGCAAGAACAUCGUGAUUAAGAAUGAUAAGGGUAGGCUAUCCCAAGCAGAAAUAGAUCGUAUGCUAGCUGAAGCUGAACGGUAUAAAGAAGAAGACGGCCGCCAAAGGGAGCGUGUGACUGCUCGGAAUCAUCUGGAAACUUACAUCUUCGGUGUCAAGCAAGCUUUAGAUGAUGCUGGCGAUAAACUGAGCGAGUCUGACAAAGAACAGGCUAGAAGAGAAUGUGACGAUGCCCUCAAAUGGUUAGAUAGUAAUACUCUCGCUGAAAAAGAAGAGUAUGAACAUAAGUUGAAGGACUUGCAGCGCGUAUGCUCGCCGGUGAUGAGCAAAAUGCAUGGGGCCGCUAACGGCGCUGGUGGGUACCCUGGUUCUCAACAGGGUCAACCAGGAUUCCAAGGUCACCAACAAGGAUCUAACGGCUAUCCAGGUUACCAGCAGCAGCAACAGUAUUCAGGCCCGACUGUGGAAGAAGUCGACUAAACUAAUUGGUCCGAGUCGUAUAUGACAUUGCGCAUUUAUGGAGUGUUAUACAAAGUUUAAGUUUUGACUGACUAGUUCCUAAUUUACAUAUAAGUUUAUACCAAUGUUUACAGUAGCAGUAGCGUAGCGUUUAAUAUUGUUUUAUUUUUAAUCACCAGGUGUUCAUUAUUGCAUUUAAAUUUAAUAGUC
This is a messenger RNA of Pararge aegeria (speckled wood butterfly), 2246 nucleotides long. Its product is annotated as heat shock protein 68-like. The record is from RefSeq and is a predicted model, not a curated record. Gene Ontology annotation, biological process: protein refolding; cellular response to unfolded protein. The transcript has a single exon. Gene Ontology annotation, cellular component: cytoplasm. NCBI's taxonomy places the organism in Eukaryota, Metazoa, Arthropoda, Insecta, Lepidoptera, Nymphalidae. Gene Ontology annotation, molecular function: ATP binding; misfolded protein binding; heat shock protein binding. Bases 93 to 2057 code for a protein of 654 amino acids.